CGCAAAUUAACCGCGCUUGUUAAGCUAAAUCACACUCCAGAAGCGCAAUUUAGCACAGAUCCCAACCUUCGGGAAGAUCAGAAGAAGAAGUCCGCCAUUUCCCAAUUCAGAGCUCUGAACUUCACGGCGCUCGCUUGCUCCGACGACGGCGAUAGUCUCCAAUUUCACAGGAAGGAGAAAUUCUGCGAUUUCCAGUCCGCCGGAAUGGCGAGUUCGCUGAGGCUGUAUUUGACGUGCAUUAGGAACACCCUAGAGGCGGCCAUGUGCCUACAGAAUUUCCCUUGUCAAGAAGUCGAGAGGCAUAACAAGCCAGAGGUUGAACUAAAGUACUGUUUGACAAGCUCUGAACUUCUGCUGAAUCCUGUUUUGAUAUGUCGAAAUGAGGCUGAAAGAUGCUUAAUAGAAACAUCGAUCAAUUCAUUGCGACUAAGCCUUAAGGUAAAGCAGGCUGAUGAACUUGAAAACAUACUGACGAAGAAGUUCCUUCGAUUUUUGUCAAUUAGGGCAGAAGCAUUUCAAGUGCUGAGGCGAAAGCCGAUACAGGGUUAUGAUAUAAGCUUUCUUGUUACAAACUACAAUUGUGAGGAAAUGCAGAAGCAAAAGCUCAUAGAUUUCAUUGUGCAAUUCAUGGAGGAUAUUGACAAGGAGAUCAGUGACCUGAAAAUGUCGGUGAACACCAGAGGGAGGCUUGUAGCUACAGAGUUCCUGAAGCAGUUCCUUUGAUCAUUACCGAAUUCCUUGUUCUGGAUUGCACCGCCGCCAUUCAACUUGAUCCUCACAAGCAUGUGGCCUCGUUCAAACUCAGAUUCAAUCCGGUAAAAUCAGUAAAUCCAGAACCGCGAUAUAAAUUUUUCCCAUGCUCUAUAUCUCGAGAAUCAUGUAACCUAGGAUCAGAAGCAUGUAAUUAAUUGAAGGAGAGUAGACGAUUUUUUUUUUUUUUAUUACUGUGUUUGGAUCUCUCUGAUCAACCAAAUCAUGUUAGUUUGAGAAGUGCUGGGACAUUGAAUCCGGUCUCUUUGUUCAACCUUCCUUUUUUGUUGGAUGUCCUGAUGAAUCAACAUCAUUUGGAACUGAUAUCACGAGUUGAAAAGGAUACUUACGUAUUCAGUUGUGUCCAUCGCCGCAGAUUAGCCUCUUCUUUCCUGCUUUGCACUGUGGAAUCACAGGAAAUAUGUGUGUUGUUUUUGCCCCAGAUUGAAUGUAUAACUGAUGCAGAUUUUCAGUAGAGCUUAGGUUCUUUGGUUAUGUAAAUGAAUAACGAUAAGCCUG
Molecule: messenger RNA, 1269 nt
Organism: Linum tenue
Lineage: Eukaryota; Viridiplantae; Streptophyta; Magnoliopsida; Malpighiales; Linaceae
Source: the annotation of a GenBank genome assembly